This is a messenger RNA of Marasmius oreades (fairy-ring Marasmius), 543 nucleotides long. RefSeq lists its product as uncharacterized. NCBI's taxonomy places the organism in Eukaryota, Fungi, Basidiomycota, Agaricomycetes, Agaricales, Marasmiaceae. The transcript is spliced from 3 exons. The coding region runs from base 1 to 543 and encodes 180 amino acids. The record is from RefSeq and is a predicted model, not a curated record.
AUGAUCAAGGCGAAGGAUGACGAGGCAGUUGCGAAUGCAGCUGUGCCAAUGGAGGUACAAGAGGAGCUGAGGAUCCUCCGGCAACUGGGUACAACGGUCCCUUUGACAAACUCGAUCCACCGCAUACAGAUAGAGACGGAAGAGAAGCUGGCGUUCAUAAAGAAGGUGAUGCCGUCCAUCAUUUGUGAUCUCUGCAAGAAAGCUGUAUGCAAGCCUCACAUCAUCGAUUGCGGCCACGCAUAUUGUGCCGAUUGCCUCUGGGACCACGUUCAUGAGUUGGGACCAUGCUAUGACGGCAAGCCGGUACAGUGCCCCAAGACAGACUGCAGGAUGGCGAUAUUGUACGGUGCUUGGGAGGACGAGGUGCUAGAAGCGUUGUCGAAGGGACUGGCAGAGAAAAUGAAGCUUGCGAGAGAAAACAGAGGAUGCUUUGUGUGGUUCGGAGGGGAUCCACAGGCGUCAUGGGUUUACCACUUCAGGCAGCAGACGAGAGCCCUCCGUCCAGUGUUGGAGGAGCUCACGUCGAAAGUACCGAGAGUUUGA